Messenger RNA from Pimephales promelas (fathead minnow), 3273 nucleotides. RefSeq names its product zinc finger protein 710b (gene znf710b). Gene Ontology annotation, cellular component: nucleus. The record is from RefSeq and is a predicted model, not a curated record. Gene Ontology annotation, biological process: regulation of transcription by RNA polymerase II. Gene Ontology annotation, molecular function: RNA polymerase II transcription regulatory region sequence-specific DNA binding; DNA-binding transcription factor activity, RNA polymerase II-specific. Lineage: Eukaryota; Metazoa; Chordata; Actinopteri; Cypriniformes; Leuciscidae.
AGAGGAAAAAGAGAACACGCAUACACAGAGAACAGAGAGAGAGAGUACGAGAAACACAGAGGAGAGAGUGUCUGUUUUGGUCCAGAGAACAUAUAAUGUAUGAAGGGGAGGGCAGCGGGUGAAUUCAAACCUGUGACUUUGCCUCAGGAUGAGAUCUCUCAAACACCUGAAACCACAGACCAAGAAAAAUGUGGAGGAGAAGACACAGCGGCUGGUCAGAUGUUAUUCUGAGGCCAUGCACCAGCAGAUGGAUGCAGGCACGCAGACAGACCCUGUAGUGGUCCUGUCGCUGGCCCAAGCUGCUGUGUUGGGACUCAUCUCUCAGAACGAGGUCUUUGGCGCCACCAUCGCCCCCAACGGCUUCUAUACCGGAGACCCCAAAGAGUCCCCCGCUCCGCCAGGUGAGAGAAUGGACUACGAGUACGCCGACCAGCUUAUAGGUGCCAACGGCGACUAUCUUGGAGAGAAUUUGGGUGAGGAUGGGCACAUGCACUCCAGCUGUGUUGAGAGAAGGUGGCAGGGGCAGCCUGAGAACAGCAAACCCCCUGUAGAGCACCAAGACAUGGCGUUACACGUUAAAGGGGAGAUUGUGACUCCAGGUUUACCCUCUUGCACUCACAUGAUGAAUAACAUGGUGCCCAGAGAUAGCAUGCAGAUGGUGGACCCCUCAAGCUACAGGGUCUUGCCCAAACCCCAACCCAAUAACGGCUGCACCACCUGCGUCCGAGACCCCAAGAGUACGCAUCCUCCGCCUGACCAACAUUUACACCCUCCUUCCCACAGCCACACACCUCAUGAGGUGCCUUCACGCAACCGGAGCCACACACACGAAAAAGGAGUAGAUGAGGUGAGCGAGGACAGGGACAACGGGAGAAAUAGCAUGGGGAAAGUAGGAAGCGGCGGCGAGGAAAUUAGCAGCUAUUUUCAGGCUAGUGAGGUCGGCUACGAGGGAGGCGAGAUGGAAGGGGUCGGGGACUUCGAUGAGAACAGUGAGGGGAUGUUCUGGGCAGAGCCUGUGGAAGGGGAGGCACCCCGUGGCCGUCGUAUCGACCGGCUGGACAUCAACAUUCAGAUCAAUGAGUCGUACUGCGUGGACGUUGGCGAGGGCUUGAAGCGCUGGAAGUGUCGCAUGUGUGAGAAGUCGUACACCUCGAAGUACAACCUGGUCACGCACAUCCUGGGCCACAAUGGCAUCAAGCCACACGCGUGUCCACAUUGCGGCAAACUCUUCAAGCAGCCCAGCCACCUACAGACGCACCUGCUGACGCACCAGGGUACGCGGCCACACAAGUGCACCGUGUGCAAGAAGGGCUUCACCCAGACCAGCCACCUGAAGCGGCACAUGCUGCAGCACACCGACGUGAAGCCCUACAGUUGCCGUUUUUGUCGUCGUGGUUUUGCUUACCCCAGUGAACUCCGUGCUCACGAAGUAAAGCAUGAAAGAGGCCGGUGCCACGUCUGCCCGCAGUGCGGCAUGGAGUUUCCUACCUAUGCCCACCUGAAGCGUCAUCAGGUGAGCCACCAAGGACCUUCCACCUUCCAGUGUAGCCAGUGCAACAAGUCGUUUGCUUACCGCAGCCAGCUGCAGAAUCACCUGCUGAAGCACCAAACGCAGCGCUCUUUCUCCUGCAGUCAGUGUGGCCUCCAGUUUCUUCAACUACAUCAGCUACGCCAGCACUCUCUAACACACAAGACAAACAAGCCUCAGACCCGGACUACCAAGGGAACAAAGGGGUUUAAGUGUGACGUAUGUGCCCGAGAGUUUACAUUGUCUGCAAACCUAAAGAGGCACAUGUUAAUCCACGCCAGCGUCCGGCCAUUCCAGUGUCACGUGUGUUUCAAGUCUUUCGUCCAAAAACAGACGCUCAAAACUCACAUGAUCGUACACCUGCCUGUGAAACCCUUCAAGUGCAAGGUGUGCGGAAAGUCAUUUAACCGAAUGUACAACCUCCUGGGCCACAUGCACCUCCAUGCAGGCAGCAAACCCUUCAAGUGUGCAUGUUGUUCGAGUAAAUUUAACCUGAAGGGAAAUCUUAGCAGACACAUGAAGGUCAAACAUGGAAUGGACGUCUCUCCAGAUGGACAAGAUGGCCCACCAGACAUGGAGCCCCAUGAGGACUAUGAAGAUGAGAAUUUCAAUUUUACAGCACCAGAAAAUAUGGAAAACAAUGAUGCACCGAACCUAACUAAGCUAUCUGAAGUGGCCAUCCAGGAACUUGACUAUUAUAAUUUUGGGAAGGAUGUGGGAAACUACAGUACAGCAUAAACAUGUUUUGAAAUAAAGUCAAGCUGAAUAAAUGUUAAGGAACCAAAAGGCCUGUGCUGGCCCUUAUCAACCAUGAGUUGAUUGAGAUGUUCCUCCAUGAGAACUAAUGCUCAUCGUUUUGGAGUUGAAUGAGCAAAUGAGCAGGUAGUUGGAGGCAAUCUUGACCUCCUGGUUGAUCUCAUUGGGUAGCCACUCCGGUUCGUUCUCAUAUGAAAUGGACCGAUAGUUUGCAAAAAGUCCUUUAACUCUUUUCAGCUCGAACAAACAUCAACGCUGUAUUUUUAGAAUGAAGUGGAUCACAUGGUUACAUUAACACCCGGUACAUUCGCUUCGUGACAUGCAGGUGCAUACAUGUGCAGUCUUGGUUAAAGUAAUACACUCCGUCCUCCAAAUAUAAUUUCGGGAAUAUGGAAAUAGGAGGUGCAUGCAGCCUUGUGGCCUUCAUCGGUGUGGUUCCUCAGAGCAGUCUGUUGUAUUAACUUCAGUUAUUUUCAUUUUUAUAUUGCCUUCACUUACAGUAACUCUAAGAAACGCACCAAGAGAUUUCAAGUGUAAAAGAAAAAAAACAAACAAACAUGCAAGGCCCCUGUAAAUGGUUGGAUAUCUGCAUGAGUAGAUAGGCUUGUGUGGGUAGUAAAGCAAAAAAAAAAAAAAAAAGUGAGCGCGUGCCUGGGCCCUAUGUAUCAAAGCUACAGCUCUUCACCGGGUGCAGGACCAUAUACCACCCAUUCCUGAGCACCACUACUGUUGCCAGAAUUUAACUCAUCUGAAGUGUGGUUUAACAAACUCUUUGAGUGGAAAAUUACUGUUAUUUUGUAUUGAUUUGCUAUUUAUUUUGCACUUUGAAAAAAAUCGAAUAAUUACAUGUGAUGAGCCUCUGUCAUCAUUGACUGUUUGAGUUCUGGUUUAACUUAAGGAGAUAACGCCUUUCACACCCACAUCCAUAGUAAACUGUUUCCCAAGGCAACUCUGCAGAUUCUUAAAUAAACCUAUUUUUUUUUAAAGUU